AUGGCCGAUGCUUUGACAGGUUUUAUUGGUGCUUUUGCCCACCAGAUAUCCGAAAUCAAGAGGAAAAUUAAAGACAUUAUCUGGCCCCCCGAAGCGGCCGGAAGUCAAGAAGAAGAAAGCGACGCAUAUAACCUGAUCCUAACUCCCUCAGGAGGACACGCCGCCUAUCCCUCAAAAGCCCAAUCCCUUUUCUUCCGGUAUCCGAGAGCGAAGACCUUGGAAGUGUUAGUUGUUAUCCUCGUGGAUCUCACCGAAAGAUUCGUUGUGCGCGAAAUUUGCUAA
This is a messenger RNA of Penicillium antarcticum, 282 nucleotides long. RefSeq lists its product as uncharacterized. The record is from RefSeq and is a predicted model, not a curated record. NCBI's taxonomy places the organism in Eukaryota, Fungi, Ascomycota, Eurotiomycetes, Eurotiales, Aspergillaceae. The coding region runs from base 1 to 282 and encodes 93 amino acids. The transcript has 2 exons.